This is a messenger RNA of Pecten maximus, 837 nucleotides long. Its product is annotated as transcription intermediary factor 1-alpha-like. Bases 1 to 837 code for a protein of 278 amino acids. The record is from RefSeq and is a predicted model, not a curated record. Lineage: Eukaryota; Metazoa; Mollusca; Bivalvia; Pectinida; Pectinidae. The transcript has a single exon. Gene Ontology annotation, molecular function: zinc ion binding.
AUGGCAACAGCCAAAAUACCUGUUCGAACAAAAGGUGAGACAAACUGUGUUUAUCACAAGAGGAGACAACUGAAAUUCUUUUGUGAAAAAUGUCAAGAAAUGGUUUGUCCAAAAUGCCUUUCGUCUGUUCAUAGAGGCCAUAUUAUGUGUGAGCUCAGUGAAAUCACUCCUCAGAAGAAACAGGACAUUAAAAACUUCAUCGACAGAACAGAGCAAGGAGAAAUGGUACAAAUCCGGAAAUACAUCACCUCUACUGUAAUACACCUCAACGAUAACGACAGUACAUUUGAAAAACUGUCUAAUCAGUUGAAGAUGCAAACAGACAAAUUAAAGCAAAACCUUGACAUGCUCACAGAAAAGACACUCAACCUUUAUCGGGAAAUGAAAGAGGAAAAUACCAAGCGCAUACAAAAAUACAAGCAGGACCUGGAGAUGUAUGAUAUGCAACUCAAACAACAGAUACAGGAAUGUAGGUGUGUACUCGAGCGUGGCUCUCACAUAGAAAUCUUCGACACAGAAUGUGAAAUAGAUUACCAAAUACAUUUGCCUGUAAAUCCUGUCCUGGCUACUGCCAGCUUUAUUCCAAAUGAAAAUCCUCAAGGUAACCUGGAACUAGCAUUAGGAAAGGUGAUCACCUCAGGUCAAGGGCAUACCUCAACUGACCAGGAUCGGCCAGUCUCAACCCCUGUUGACCAGGGACAAUCCUAUACACAGCAACAACAGUCAUGUGAUAACGGGAAGAAAGCAGUGACAAGGUAUAAACUACUGUCAGAGACCAAGGUGGUGGAAGAGUGGAGGUCUUCAUAUUACAUUGAUUCGAUAUGUCCCACCAAUUGA